AGAGACCGGAGAACACCUGCGUCUGCGCUGCAUGAGGAAAAGCAGGGGAGAAAUGCAGGGAGAGAGGGAGAGGGGGAACAGAGGAGCAGAACGACGGAGGGGGGAGUAAGGAGGGAGAGAAAGGAGAGGGAGACAGAGAGAGAAAGGGGAAGAGAGAGGAGGGAGAGGGAGAGAGACAGAGCGGGAUGUUUGAGAAGAGCGCUCAGUUCUGCAGCCAGCUGCACAGCUGCAGUCUGAUUGGUUGAUUAGUCCCAGGUGAACGGGACAGGUGAAAGGACCCCCACACCCCACCCUCACAGAGAAGACGGGACGGAACGCGCGAUCCUGUGGCCCGCCGCGGAGGAGAAUGAGGAGGCGGUCUGCCGGCGCGCAGACGGCCUGAAGCCGCGCGCUCCAGCGGGGGAAGACUGCGCCGAGCCGCGCGAUCCACGCCUGGCGGGACAGCCGUGGGGUGUCAGGAUGUGGCUGUUCUCUCUCCCUCCCCCUGCAGGUGUCAGGAUGUGGCUGCUGGUGGGCGUGUUUUUUUGCCUCUGCCCGUGUGCGUUGGAGCAACAGCUGGGGGGCAAGCUGAAGGAAGCCACGCCCCGUUUGAUCUGCAGUGCACCGGGGGUUCCGGGGUCGCCAGGGAAACCAGGCCCCGGCGGGUCUGCGGGGCCCCAUGGGGACAUGGGUCUGCCCGGUCGCGACGGGCGGGACGGGCGAAAGGGGGAGAGAGGGGAGAAGGGCGACGCAGGAGUGAAGGGCCGAGUCGGGCCUACGGGGAAGAUGGGUCAGCGAGGAGACCGGGGCCCCGCGGGCAAGAGAGGCCCGGGGGGCCUGGAUGGGGACGGCGGCCCCCCCGGCGCUGGGGGCCCCCCAGGAGAGAAGGGGGACAAGGGCCAGCGAGGCCCGCGCGGGACCCCGGGGAUUUGCCGGUGCGGGAGCCUGGUGCCCAAAUCGGCCUUCUCGGUGGGCAUCACCACCAGCUACCCAGCCGAGCGCCUGCCCAUCAAGUUCAACAAGGUCCUGUUUGACGAGGGCGGCCACUACAGCCCGCAGACCGGCAAGUUCACCUGCGCCUACCCGGGCAUCUACUACUUCUCCUACGACAUCACGCUGGCCAACAAGCACCUGGCCAUCGGCCUGGUGCACAACGGCCAGUACAGGAUCAAGACCUUCGACGCCAACACCGGCAACCACGACGUGGCGUCGGGCUCCACCGUCAUGUACCUGAACCCGGAGGACGAGGUGUGGCUGGAGAUCUUCUACACCGACCAGAACGGGCUCUUCGCCGACCCCGGGUGGGCCGACAGCCUGUUUUCGGGGUUCCUGCUCUACGCUGACACCAACUACCUGGAUGCGCUGUCGGAGGACUAUGCCUGAUGGACCUCCACUCCCUUGCACCCCAGCCCCCCCCCCCCCCCACCCCACAUGAUUAACCUGAGUUUGUGGGAGUGAAUGACACUAAGCUGUCAGUCGGGGUGGAAACCCAGCGCUGGGUUCCAUGACCCAGAGAGGGAGCCCUACAGGCUCUAAGCCACCAGCUCCCCUCCUGAUGCUAAGGCUCUCCUCUCCCUGUUGAACAGAAAGUAUUACCUAAUUUAACAUAUAAGAAACACUUGACUUUAGUGGAGCUUUUCCCUCUUUUCCCUCAAAUCCGGACCGCUCCAAUUCCAGCUGUGGCCUGGAGCCACAUAAUAACCAUGAUUACUUUGGUAAAUGGUAAAUGGACUGCAUUUAUACAGUGCUUUUAUCUAAAGCGCUUUACAAUUGAUGCCUCUCAUUCACCCAUUCACACACACCAACGGUGAAAGGCUGCCCUGCAAGGUACCAAUCAGCUCAUUGGGAGCAGUUAGGGGUUAGGAGUCUUGCUCAGGGACACCUCGACAUACCCAGGGCGGAGGGAUCAAACCGGCAACCCUCCAACUGCCAGACAUCCGCUCUUACCUCCUGAGCUAUGUCGCCCCCGUCCUACUUUAUCACUGACCGGCGGGUCUGUAGACACAUACCCCCCCCCCCCAACCACAGCAUUCCGUAAGCUCCCCUGGGGUGAUUUGGCACAGGUGAUCUGCACGUGCGGAGGUCGUGCAGCUCCGACUUUAACACACCGACUCUCCCAAGUUAGCGUAGAAAUGAUGGCUGGCAGUUAAACGAUUAGAGAGAAUUAUGGGAACAUUUUAAAGACCCCCCCCAGCACGUCGUGUUUUUUGAGCUGUUGGCUGUUGACUCACUUUCUGUUGAAGCCAUCAGUACAAAAUUAAUUCACUCUCCUAGGGAAAUCACUCUCCAUAUCUCUCACUCCCCUUGGCACUCACUCUCUGUGGUACAUUCUGAUCACAGCUGCAGAUCGGGGAGUUUGUUACCAAGGCAAUGUACAGCUCAGGCCCAAUCACCUCACAGGAAUUAUAUUCAAAUUCACUGACCUGAAGCCCAUUGGUCGUUUAUUAUGUGCAAAACGAGACUCGGAAAUUAUAGUUGUGGGUUUAACUAACUGCUAAGAUUGUUUUCCUCUAAAUGUAUAUUUCUGUAUUCAGCUCCAGGGCUCUCUCUGCGUGAGUGCUUGUGAGAACCAGAUAUAUAUGACGCUCACGCUUUUGGGUUUGUUUACAAUAUUAUCUAGAUAAACAAGACAAGGGCAUAUGAGUCUCCCUUCACUUGCCUUAUAUGGAUUAGUGACUCAGUGGUGCUAUAAUCAAGGACAAAAGGUCAGGGAUUUGACCCCACUGAUACUGGCAUGUUCUCUUCCCCCCUGCAAGUAUGUCUACCUGGCAUCUUGGUCUUGCUUUUUGAGUUCCGUGUGGAAGUGUUUUCUGUUUGUUUGAUUGCAGAUCUGGCAGAUCACAGAUGUUCCUCUCUUCGCCUCCACAAACAAAUGAAAACCAAAGCCAAAAAAGAUUCACCACGCAAAGCCGAGUGUACGAUAUUAAUAAAUAAAAUAACUUUUAUAUGAAAGUUGCUAUUUUAAA
Messenger RNA from Anguilla rostrata (American eel), 2945 nucleotides. Its product is annotated as complement C1q tumor necrosis factor-related protein 7. The transcript has 4 exons. Gene Ontology annotation, molecular function: protein binding. The record is from RefSeq and is a predicted model, not a curated record. NCBI's taxonomy places the organism in Eukaryota, Metazoa, Chordata, Actinopteri, Anguilliformes, Anguillidae. Bases 460 to 1362 code for a protein of 300 amino acids.